Messenger RNA from Cuscuta campestris, 801 nucleotides. Lineage: Eukaryota; Viridiplantae; Streptophyta; Magnoliopsida; Solanales; Convolvulaceae. The record is from the annotation of a GenBank genome assembly.
GGUAAGCACUUUGACCCAACCCAGCAAAAAAAAAGCACUUCGUAAAUUAAAACCCCAUCCCAAAGGAGAAGAAUCCACAUCCCGCAAAUGAGAUAAACCACCGGGAAAUUUCUUGAGAAAGAUGCUCCUCGGCAUUCUGGAAUCUUCCGGCAGCUCAGAGAAGCAGACGCGAUCGGAAGGAGGGAAGCACGCGGUUUCAGCCGAACUGAAGAGGUCAGAACAAGAGGCCCGUUUCUUGGAGGAGGAAUUGGAACAGCUGGUCAAGUCGGGAAAUGCCUCAGCUGCUUGUAAAGAACUUUUGCUUAACAUGGAAACAAGACCAGAUCCACUACUCCCACUAACGAAUGGCCCGACAAGUCCUUCUUGGGAUCUAUGGUUUGAAGGGGUACCCGACAAAUCUUUUUGUGGGUGCUGCAUAGUUUGAUUUCCAUUGGCUUUUUUCCCUGAAGAAAUGUCAUCAUCUGUUGGAGGGUGGCUUUAAAGUUCCCGUCUUUAGACUUUUUUUUGGGGAGAAAUUAGACUCUAAAUUGUACAACAGAAGGAUGUAAGUGGGAGCAAAUCCCAAAAUGUGCAGGAAAUGUUUCUCAUUUUUUGUUAGCGUGGAAAGCAGAACAUCACAAUGAUUCGAGACUUUGUUUUUUCUCACGUUGUCAGUUGUUAUGAGGUCACCCAAUCAGAUAGCUCACAUGUUGGCUCGAGCGUGACUUUGUGUCUGAUCGCUUGGAGUGAGUUUUUUCCCUUCCAUCAUUUAUGUAUGAGACUUUGUGCUCCGAUUUGAAUUAAUAUAUUUCUCAUGCAUUU